AUGUACAACUUCCACUUCCUCCUCAGCUUCGUUCUCUUCCUUCUCCUCACUCUCAGCGCAAGCGGCGCCGUCGCGCCAGCACACCACAUCGACCGCCGUCAGGUUCAUCUCGGAGCGCGACAAACCCCGGGCCAGGAAGAGACCAGAACCAGAGGUACUUGUACGCAGAUGAGCAACAAAUGUAACUUGACAGGACGAGAUGCCCAGGUCUGCCCGGCGGACUACAACAGAUGUCCCUUCGACGGCGCAUCGUGUGUCCUGAUCGAGCCAAAGGGGGAUUCCAGCCGCAAGCCUGAGGUGCGUUGCGGCUAUCUGGGCAGCACACGCUCGUAA
This is a messenger RNA of Colletotrichum acutatum, 333 nucleotides long. RefSeq lists its product as uncharacterized. The coding region runs from base 1 to 333 and encodes 110 amino acids. NCBI's taxonomy places the organism in Eukaryota, Fungi, Ascomycota, Sordariomycetes, Glomerellales, Glomerellaceae. The record is from RefSeq and is a predicted model, not a curated record. The transcript is spliced from 3 exons.